AUGGCAGCCACGUCCUUAAAGGGUGGUGGUAGAACCACCAGCUUUCAACGCGUGGCAAAGACUCAACUUGGAACCUCCGGCUUUACUUGUUAUACAAAUCCUUUGUUUGAACGUGCAGUUCGGAAAACCUCUAUGGGAAGAAAACUAUGUAACUACAAAGCAACCAAGCUAAGAUUAGCCUUGCCCCGAAAUGACAAGUUGGCUGAGACGAACCCACCAAAGACUUCUGAUCAUGUCAAAAGUAACAAAAGGUGUUCACCCGAGGUUGGUCCUAAUGAAACCAAAGAAAAAAGAUCCGGGCCUCCAUCAAAGUCAUGGAAAUACGAUGUAUUUAUUAGUUUUAGAGGACAAGAUACUCGCAAAGCCUUUGUAGAUCAUCUCUACUCUUCUCUUGUAGAACGACUAAUCCGUGUUUACAAGGAUGAUGUAGCACUUCCCCGUGGUGAUUCCAUCUGUCAAUCUUUGUUAAAGGCUAUCGAAGAAUCACAGAUUGCUGUCAUAGUAUUCUCCAAAAAUUAUGCAGAUUCUUCAUGGUGUUUAGACGAACUUGCACAUAUUAUGAAAUGCAGGAAAGAAAGAGGGUUAACUGUUAUACCCAUAUUCUAUGACGUGGAUCCCUCGGAAGUGAGAAAUCAAAAAAGAAAGUUUGGAAAAGCAAUUGCCAAACAUGAGACGAGGAACUUCAUGAAUGCUGAUUUAUGGAGAAAUGCACUUACUGAAGCAAGUAACAUUGCUGGAUGGGAACCCAGACACAUUGUCAACGGGUAUGAAUCAAAAGUCAUCAAAGAAAUUGUUGAUAGAAUUCAAGAUAGAUUGUUUCCCUUAGAUCUAGAUGUUGAUGAAAAGCUUGUUGGAAUGAGGGCUCGCUUGCAAGAUUUGAUAUCACGGUUAGAAGUUGGGACGGGUGGCGUGCACAUGGUUGGGUUAUGGGGGAUUGGAGGCGGCGGUAAGACCACUCUCGCAUAUUCAGUUUAUACCAAAAUUUCAUGCCAUUUUCAAGGUCAUUGCUUUAUUCCCAAUAUCCGUGAGCAAAGCAAACAUGGUUUGGAAACCUUGCAACAAAAAUUUCUAUCCUCCAUUUUGAAGACAGAAGUAAAAGUGCAGAGUGUUGAAGAGGGAAAAUUCAUAAUAAAGAAUAGGUUGUGUAACAGUAAAGUCUUGGUAAUUCUUGAUGAUGUUGAUUACCUAGGCCAAAUACACGCAUUAGCUGGAUCGCCUAAAUGGUUUGGAAGUGGAAGCCGAAUAAUAAUCACCACUCGAGAUGAACAUUUGCUAAGAACUCACAGGGUUGAUCAUGUCUCCUCUAUUAAAUUAUUAUCAGAUAAAGAGGCUUUCUUAUUAUUUUAUAAGCACGCAUAUAAUGAAACAAAGCCUCUAAAAGAUUACGCAAAACUUUCAUCCUGUGUAGUUUCUUAUGCUGUUGGGCUACCAUUAGCACUUAAAGUUUUAGGCUCUUUUCUAUAUGACAAAGACGAAAGUGAGUGGAUAAGUGUCUUAACGAAGUUAAAAGAUAUUCCAAAUAUUGAGGUGAUGGAUAUGUUGAGAAUUAGUUAUGAUGGACUUGAACCUCUUCAGAAAGAGUUAUUCUUGGAUAUUGCAUGUUUCUUUAGGUGGAAAAGCACAAAUGUCACAGAUGCACCGAUGGAGAUACUUGAUGCAUGUGGAUUUCACCCUGUUAUAGGCAUAAAAGUGUUGCAACAAAGAGCUCUCAUUUCUAUUGUGGAUGGUAACUUUGAUAUGCAUGAUCUGGUUCAAGAAAUGGGACACUACAUUGUUAGAGGGGAGCAUCUUAAUAAUCCCGAAAACCAUAGCAGAGUCUGGAAAAAAGCAGAC
Messenger RNA from Erigeron canadensis, 1833 nucleotides. RefSeq names its product disease resistance protein Roq1-like. NCBI's taxonomy places the organism in Eukaryota, Viridiplantae, Streptophyta, Magnoliopsida, Asterales, Asteraceae. The annotation marks the transcript as partial. The transcript has 3 exons. The record is from RefSeq and is a predicted model, not a curated record. Gene Ontology annotation, molecular function: ADP binding. Gene Ontology annotation, biological process: signal transduction; defense response.